ACGGCGCGCGACAGGGCGGGGCUAGGCCGAGGCCGCGGCCGCCAUGGCGACGGCGCGGGAGCGGGAGCGGCUGAGAUUUAGAAAAGAAAUGAAGGGAGUGGGGAACUUCAGCAGAAAAAUGACAUUGGAUUUCCCUUGAGGUGACAUUUCUCUUCAAUAUCAUUAUUCUCAGGGAGAAUUAAAGGGAAUUCCAUCAGAAGAGUAUCAUUGUGUGGGUAAAACACAGGCCCAAGCAUAGGAAUUGGGACAAAUAAAUUCUGCUGAGCUUUGUAUUUCAAGCCAAUAGAAAAUUGCAUCCCUCCAGCAACAAGAGUACAGAAGAGCCACAGUUUUUUCUAUGUGAUCAUGCCAAGGUGACACAGUGUUUGGAGUGAGAAGAUAACACUGAAAUGUGGUGGUUUCAGCAAGGCCUCUCGUUCUUGCCUGUGGUUUUGGUUGUGUGGUCUGCUGCAUCUUUUAUAUUUUCUUACAUUACUGCAAUCAUCCUACACCAUGUCGACCCUUUGGUACCCUACAUCAGUGAUACAGGGACAAUACCUCCUGAAAGAUGCUUAUUUGGGAUCAUGCUAAAUAUUUCAGCUUUCAUGGGUAUGGCUACCAUGUAUGUCCGUUAUAAGCAAGUCCAUGCUCUGAAUCCAGAAAAAUCCAAGAUCACCAAGCUUAAUAAGAUUGGCCUUACACUAGGACUGAUGAGCUGUUUUGGACUUUGCAUUAUUGCAAAUUUCCAGAAAUGUAUUCUAUACUACAUACAUGUGAUUGGAGCCUGUCUGACAUUUGGAGUAGGGGCCAUUUAUAUGCUUGUUCAGACCAUCCUAUCCUAUCUGAUGCAGCCAGAAGUUCACAGCAAAGACAUCUUUUGGAUCCGACUGACAGUGUUACUCUGGUGCAGUUCAAGCAUUGCCAGCAUGUUUAUUUCCUCCGUUGUUUUAUAUAGUGGCCUGUAUGGAACUAAUUUAGUGCAAAAGUUGCACUGGGAUCCUCAGGAGAAAGGCUACACAGCUCACAUCAUCAGUACUGUCUCAGAGUGGUCAUUAGCAUUCUCCUUUCUCAGCUUUUUCCUCACCUAUAUCCGUGACUUUCAGAAAAUCUCCCUGCGUGCAGUUGUUAGCCUUCAUGGACAAACCCUUUAUAAUGCACCGCAGAGCUUUAUGACUGAUGAACAGACGCUGCUGGUAGCAGGGAGUAUCUAAUGAAGUUGAAGAGAACAUGUUCUCAACAUAACUCAGGAAUUUAAUAGCAAUAACAAUGAUAUUUCUAAGCAUUUAUUUUGUAUAAAAAUAGGAAGUGAUUGUAUUCAACUUGACAUAAAUGGCUUUGCUAUUGACCCACUACCCACUCAGCCAUGCAAGUGUUAUCAGUAUUGUAAACAAACCUGUAACAUUUCUACACAUGCAGAUGUCAUGAAAGAAUUAAAUGAAGGUUAUUAAAAA
Molecule: messenger RNA, 1430 nt
Organism: Rhea pennata
Lineage: Eukaryota; Metazoa; Chordata; Aves; Rheiformes; Rheidae
Gene: DRAM2
Product: DNA damage regulated autophagy modulator 2
Exons: 10
Coding region: 390-1190 (266 amino acids)
Biological process (GO): photoreceptor cell maintenance; regulation of autophagy
Cellular component (GO): lysosome
Source: RefSeq, a predicted model, not a curated record